AUGAAUCAAUAUUCUAUUAGUGAGAAUAGUCCUUUUAUAAUAGAUGAUGAAGAAGAGAAUGAGGAAUCUAUAUCACUCCAACCAGAAAGUUCUAGAUUGGCAGCGUUACCAAAAGAUACGUUACAUAUUGUAUCACUAGAGCAUGAUGGUGUUGGUUUAUUAAAAAUGCCUAAUGAUGGUGGUUCUUUUUUUGAAAGUUUUCUAAAUAUGGCAAACAGUAUUAUAGGAGCUGGUAAAUUUUAA
Entrophospora sp. SA101 is the source of this 243-nucleotide messenger RNA. The record is from the annotation of a GenBank genome assembly. Lineage: Eukaryota; Fungi; Glomeromycota; Glomeromycetes; Entrophosporales; Entrophosporaceae.